This is a messenger RNA of Mizuhopecten yessoensis (Yesso scallop), 2604 nucleotides long. RefSeq names its product transmembrane protein 179B-like. The record is from RefSeq and is a predicted model, not a curated record. NCBI's taxonomy places the organism in Eukaryota, Metazoa, Mollusca, Bivalvia, Pectinida, Pectinidae. The transcript has 5 exons. Bases 355 to 1032 code for a protein of 225 amino acids.
AGGGGGCGUGUAUAUAUGUGUUUGUUGUUACUCUAUAGUGACUUUGCGGUGAUAUGAAGGACUUACCCAGUGUAAUUAUUUAUCUCCUAUAUCUUCUAAUUAAUCUAAUUAGUAUAAUCUUUAAGAAAUACUGACGGAUUUUAUCGGACCGUGCUUGAUUUUCUUAAUUAACCGAGGAGGGGAGAUAUUAGUGAUACUUUAUAUGAAUACUACACGAAGUUCACAUAAUGUAGUUGUUGUUGUUAUCAGCAGUUGUUAUCAUCGAGAUUAGAAAAUACAAUUACUGAGACAAAUAUUUACGCGUGGGUAUCAUACAAAGUCACAGAUAUCGUAUCAUUAGUCUUAAAUCUCAACAUGGCGUUUGUGGACCUCCAACUUCUCCUCCAGACGUGUGUGUACUUCGCUACUACCAUCUGUGGCCUCAUCGUCUCCAUUUCUGUGGGAGUUACAACAAUAAAAUUUGAAGGAUCUUGUAUUUUGUAUGGACACUUUGACUGGAAAAACGCGACUGCGUUUGUGAUGACAUCCAGUGCCAAGGCGAACUGCCAGUUGCCCAUCUGGAUCAAUGUGUUUGGCUGUAUAUUCUACUGUGUCGGUGUCGGCAUCUACAGUUCAUAUGCUCUCAAUAAGUCUCGGAUCGACACUUCUAUAGCAUCCCAGAUGUGGGUGAUGCCGUUCGUGUUGACAAACUCACUUCUUGCCGCUCUCGUUCUCAUCUCUUCCUGCCUCAUCAGUGUCGGAUUCUCCAACUUCUGCAGCAAGAUCACAUCAAAAGGAUACAUAAAAAAAUGCGUUGAUGGACAGGACAACCAAUGGACGAAUACCUUCACAAAAGGGAAGUUUAAUGUCGGACGCUUCCACGACCGGUUGUCUUCGGCUGAAGCAGCGACAUGGAUUUGCUUGCUACUGUGUAUUGGACAGACAGCGCUCUGUAUCCUUCGCUUCGUCCGGAACAGGAGGCGGAGAACUAGCGCUCCCGCGAAAUCCAGUACGUCUCCAAAUGAAGAGCUCUCGUCUGACCGCUACAUUUGAGCUUUCAUUGUAAUUGUGCAGCUGACCUUAUACAAUGAAAUGGACAAUAGGCACCGGUCAAAACCCUGAAAUAGUGAGACAUAUUCAAACGUAAGAAAGAAGACUGUUUGGUGUAAAACUAGGAGAAUUUAGUGAAUAGUGGAUGAAGUGAAUAAUUGCAUAAGUUAACAUUGAACUUAUUAAAUAUCAGCCCUAGAAUAUCACGAUAGUGUUCAUUUAUAUUAGCUGAGAUCCUGAAGCAUUAAAUGCAAUAUGCCCAACAAAUAAUCACUAUAUAAAAAAAUCGACAAAAGUAACUUUAUUUUCAAAAAUUAGAUACAAAGAGUGGCGCAAAGUCAAUAUUUAAUGCAUCAUAUCCUAUUUAGAACUCGUUAACACACCAAGUUCGUUGUGAAACAAUUGAACUCGUUUCAUUUUGUGCGAAUGGAAUUAUUUCUCUAAUUUAUCCUCAUGUUAAAUUUAAGUCUUUUUCUUUCUGUAAAGGCAGGCAUACAAAGUAUUUACAAUCACGCACGUAUGAACGUAGCGAUUAAUUGCUUUUACUGUUAUGACGUCACAGUUAUGAAUUAAUUGUAUCUGUGUACCAAACUGAACUAUCUUUUCAAUUUUCACAAUAUACUCAACUUCCGUUUGUUGAUUUAUGUAUUUAAUCACUGCAUUUCCACGUUGAAAUACGAAUAUAUUUGACGUAAAUACAACGUGAUAAAGCAAUUUAUGAUGUAAGCAAUUUAAAUCUCUUUCCUGAAAUGUUUUGUACGUAUUUUUAAAACUUACUCAAAAAAUGAUGCUAAGCGUUUGACUGAUUUAUUGGUUAAUUGGUAAAAUCGAAUGAAACAAAACGAACGACAUGAAAACAUUUGUUGGAACCCACUGCUCAGAUGUCAACAGUAAUCUGUCAGGCUAAGCAUGCAAUUGUGGAGAAGUUAGUCUCGAUCAACCAGACGCUUAUCUCCACUCGUGUUUCGAGGCAGUCUUGAGAGAGGAGGAGAGUCUGGGGAAUGCGAAACUAUGGAGCAGUACAAUUUUGUGAUGAUGUUCAAGCACUACAGUCAUGGUUGGGAAUAAUCACAUGCACAAUCUUUGUUCAAUAUAUAAUUGUUCACGUCAAGGAUUUUUCAUCCAUUUAUUUUUGCAGUUUUUUGUAUAUUUUGUAAAUUAAAUCACCAGUCAAAAAGUUCUUCAGUAAGUGAAGUAUUGAGAAGAUUAGCUGUACAUCUAAAGUGAUAUUAAACGAUUAUUGUAAAUAUUAUUGUAUCUAAAUAUUAGUUUUCAUUCCAUGCAUCAUUAUAUUCGCCACGUCGGUUACACAAGAAUUUGUAUCACCGUUGUAUCCAAAAUCGACAAAUUGGAACAAAAAUAUGUUUAGAAUAAUUUAGCGCCAUUUUACGUUAUGUUAACGUGACGUCAUCAAUCAUUCCGUCCUCGACGUCGUUUUGUCCGCAAUUAUUAUUCUGUUCGAGAUAUUGGGAAGCAACUGGAGAUCAAUCCAGGAUAAUCAUGUGUACAUUUUACAGAAAUUAUAGCAUUGUAUAUAAAGAACAAUUACAUCAAUGUAAAUAAAACAAAAUACCA